AUGAAAGAAAUAAUCUAUAGCAAAGGAAUGAGCCAAGUACAAUCCUCUGAUCUUGAUGCUUCAUCUACUCAAUCCGGUCUUAAUAGCAACCUCAUUCAGGGUGAAAUAACUCAACCUCCAACUCCAUUGGAACAAAGUAAUGAAGUGACUAAUGAUGAAGAAACUGUUAAUAAGAAAAGGAAAGUUGGAGAAGCUUCAACGUUGGCCACAUCCAAUGAUCCUAAUGUUGCUGCUGGAGAUUCAGGUAACAGAAAACCUAUUAAAUCUAGAUCUUGGACUUGGGAGCAUUUUACAAAAAUAGGAUCAAGAGCCAAGUGUAAUUGGUGUGAUGUAACAUAUGCCGCUGAUUCACAAAGAAAUGGCACUAGUAAUUUGAAACACCAUUUGUUGAACCAAUGUAAGAAGUUUCCCAAAGAGUCUCUUGAUCCCACUCAACAGACUCUUGUUCUCCAACAACUGCAAAAAGAAGAAGGGAAUGGAUCUGGUAGUGUUCUCACUAGUGUCCAUUUUGAUGUUGAGGCAUGUAGGAAAGCGUUAGCUAGGAUGAUUAUUGUUGAUGAAUUGGCUUUUAAAUUUGUAGAGGGAGAGGGGUUUCUUCAUUUUAUGAGUGUCGUGCAACCUAAACUCUCAAUUCCUAAAAGGGUUACAAUUGCUAGAGAUUGUUGGGAUUUGUACAAGAGUGAGAAACAAAAGUUAAAAAGUGUGUUAAGCAAAUCAAAUCAAUGUGUAUGUCUUACAACUGAUUGUUGGACAUCUGUGCAAAAUUUAAGUUAUAUCUGUCUCACUGCACAUUUCAUUGAUCAUGAUUGGAAAAUCCAUAAAAGGAUUCUGAAUUUCUGUCCAAUUGUGAAUCACAAAGGAGUAACCAUUGGCAAAAAAAUUGAAAAAUGUUUGGAGGAAUGGCUAAUAGGUAAUGUUUUCACCAUUACGGUGGAUAAUGCUAGUUCCAAUGAUAUCGCAAUCACUUACUUGAAAAAUACAAUGAAUGAUUGGAAUUCACAUCCAUUGAAAGGGGAACAUAUGCAUGUUCGGUGCUGUGCACAUAUUCUGAAUCUGGUGGUCCAAGAUGGACUCGAAGACUAUCAUUCUUCAAUUAGUAAGAUUAGGAAUGCUGUUAGAUAUGUUCGUGCGUCUCCGGGUCGUAUGGAUAGGUUUAAAACCUGUGUUAAGGAAGCUAGGUUACAAGAAAACUCAAUUGUUCAGUUGGAUGUUUCCACUAGGUGGAAUUCCACAUAUCUUAUGCUCGAAAGUGCAUUGAAGUUUCAGAAGGCAUUUAAGAGAUUGAGUGAGAAGUGUGUUGAUUUUGUGUUGAUGAAAGGUGGUAUUCCAAAUAAUGCAGAUUGGGAUAAUGCAAAGUGUUUUGUUAAUUUCUUGAAAAUAUUUUUUGAUAUUACAAAGAAAGUUUCAGGUUCUACUUUUGUAACCUCUUCUCAAUAUUUCAGCAAACAUAUUAGGAUAUUGACUACUUUGAAAGGGUGGAUAGAAUUAAAAAGUUCAGAUAACUUGCUUGGAAAUAUGGCUGAAAAUAUGAAAGUUAAGUAUGAUAAAUAUUGGGGUGAUGUUGAGAAAAUGAAUAUGCUGAUAUUUGUUACUGUUGUGCUUGAUCCUCGACAUAAGAUGCAGUUUGUUAGGUGGGGCUUGAAUAGGGCAUAUGGAAAGGAUGUUGCUGAAUCAUUGUCUAAAAAAACAGAGGAGACAAUAUAUAAAAUAUUUGAGAGUUAUAGGCUUUUCCUUGAACUUAAAGCACCUGAGGAUGCAUUUGCUUUGGAGGUUGAGAUGAACAUGAAUCUCAAUGAUUGCAUGCAGAAAAAUGAAGUGGAUUUGUAUCUCAUGGAGAGUUUGGAGAAGAAAUGUCCUGGUUUUGAUAUCUUGAACUGGUGGAAGGUGAAUUCCAACAAGUAUCCUAUUCUCGGUAAAAUGGCUAGAGAUGUAUUAGCCAUGCCUGUGUCUACUGUAGCUUCGAAAUCCGCUUUCUCUACCGGAGGUAGAGUGCUUACUUGUUAUAGAAGCUCUCUCACGCCAAAAAUAGUUGAAGCUUUAAUUUGUACACAAAAUUGGUGUAAAUCUUCCCCAGUUUCGGUCGAUAUUGAAGAGCUUGUGGAUGAGUUAGAAAAUCUGGAAUUAGAACUUGCUCCAAUCCCACAAUUGAAUGAAGGUCUAUCUGAUAUAGAUUCUGAUUAG
Molecule: messenger RNA, 2181 nt
Organism: Vicia villosa (hairy vetch)
Lineage: Eukaryota; Viridiplantae; Streptophyta; Magnoliopsida; Fabales; Fabaceae
Product: zinc finger BED domain-containing protein RICESLEEPER 2-like
Exons: 5
Coding region: 1-2181 (726 amino acids)
Molecular function (GO): protein dimerization activity; DNA binding
Source: RefSeq, a predicted model, not a curated record